AGUGGGACUAGGGUGUUACUCAUGUAAGGCCCCCUCGCCUGAGCAUAUUCUAUUUGAUUUCCGCCUUCUAAUACGCAAGCUAUCAUCACGCCACAGAGGACUGCCAGUCAGGCGCCUCAGGCGGUCGUCUCCGGUACAGAUAGCAAAGCUACACAACCUGCACCCCACGUUGUGAAUGAUGCAGACCUUGCCAAGAUUGUAGCGGCGUCUGGUGAGGCGGGUCAGAUAGCCAACUUCACGUCCCUGCCAGUCGCGCCGAACAACUAUCACUUCGUAAGUGGAUUAGUCACCAUAAAAGUCUUGGGCAGCAAGAUAACCAGAUCGUCCAUCAUCAGAUUAGCGCCCAGUUUAGAAUCAACCCACUGUUUCUGGGCGGAGCAGCGCCUCUCGUCAUCCAGACCACCAGUGAGUUUCACACCCCGCUGGCACAGGUACCCAAGGUUCUUAUACCGGGCCACUAACUCAUCUCGCCCUCUCACCCACCAAGUCAUGAACGACACCGGAUCCACCAUCCAGACGCUCUACCAGCACGACUGGAACGCCAUGAACCUCGGCCACAAUCUCCCUACCCAGGUCACCCACAUCACGACGGCCAACGGACAGGUGACGCAGACGCAGUCGGUCACGGCCCAGAUCCGCAUCGUCGCGGCCACCGGCAACGCGACCAACCCGUGGAAGAUCCUCAUGAACUGGACGGGCGAGAACUUUGUCAUCCGGCCGUGGACCGCCACCACCGACCUCCUGUCCGGCCUGAUGCCGCGUAUGCACCUCUACUUCGCCACGUCACCUGGCAACCAGAACCUCUACAUCUCGCAGAAGAAGAACGGCGUCGUCAGCCAGCUCCCGGUUGUCUAAGCUGGCAAACACACACACCCACGCAUCGGUUGCGGUACCGGCAGGACUUCCGGAACCUCGUCAGGAACGAGGGCACUCUGGUAGUUGUGCUCCCCCUCUGCGGGAACGAGUACGGGCCUGUGGUGUGGCCGAGGGCGUGGGAUCUCGAGACUAUUCUAGCAGGGCUAGAGUUGAAAAGGGUUUUUAUAAUAGAUAGAUGGAUGGGUGGAUGGGUGCCGUGUUUGAGCUGGACUCCCGGAUCUGAUGGAUUGGGAAACCUCAUGUAUGUACUCGACCUCUGUGAGGAGAAAAUUAAAGUGGGA
This is a messenger RNA of Lasiosphaeria miniovina, 1157 nucleotides long. RefSeq lists its product as uncharacterized. The coding region runs from base 490 to 855 and encodes 121 amino acids. Lineage: Eukaryota; Fungi; Ascomycota; Sordariomycetes; Sordariales; Lasiosphaeriaceae. The record is from RefSeq and is a predicted model, not a curated record. The transcript has a single exon.